GUGGGCAAUAAUUCUAAAAGUCGUGUUUACUAAACGGGGUGUCAAUCGCGAGUCUCCAGAGAGUUCUAAUCAAUCAUUCAAACACCACUUGCAAAUCGCCAAUCGCCACUGCUAAUUGAUCGCUGUUAUCAAUUCAUUCCCUCAUCAAUGGCGCCGUCGGAUCUGGAAACCAAAGCAAAGGAGGCUUUUAUAGACGACCAUUUCGAGUUGGCAGUUGAACUCUAUACUCAAGCCAUCGCCCUGAGUCCCAAUAACGCCGAUCUCUUCGCCGACCGCGCUCAGGCCAAUAUUAAACUCAGAAAUUUCACUGAGGCCGUUGCUGAUGCGAAUAAGGCCAUCGAAUUGGAUCCAUCAUUGGCAAAAGCAUAUCUGCGGAAGGGCACGGCCUGUAUGAAGCUUGAGGAGUACGAAACUGCUAAGACUGCCUUGGAAACUGGUGCUUCUUUAGCACCUGGAGAUUCCAGGUUUGCGAAUUUGAUUAAGGAGUGUGAUGUACUCAUAGCAGAGGAGACUGAAGAGCAGCCUACGAAAUUGGUUGAUAAUGCUCCCAAAGAUGCCCCCGUUCCAAAUAAUUUGACACCUGCAGUUGACUUGCACAGCCAAGGAACAACAGUGGCAUCUGCUAAGCCAAAAUAUAGGCAUGAGUUUUAUCAAAAACAAGAUGAAGUGGUGGUGACAAUAUUUGCGAAGGGCAUACCGGCAAACAAUGUUGCAGUUGACUUUGGUGAACAGAUACUUAGCAUCGAAAUUGAGUUGCCUGGAGAAGAACCUUAUCAUUUUCAACCUCGGUUGUACGGAAAGAUAGUUCCUUCAAAAUGUAGAUAUACUGUCAUGUCUACAAAGAUUGAAAUUCGGCUUGCCAAAGCUGAUAACCUGAACUGGACUUCACUUGAGUUUAAGAAGGAUGUCCCUGUUGUCCCCAAAGCAAAUAUGUCAUCAGGUAACCAGAAGCCCACAUACCCUUCCUCCAAGCCGAAGCGAGUGGAUUGGGAUAAACUGGAAGCUCAAGUGAAGAAGGAGGAAAAGGAAGAGAAACUCGAUGGUGAUGCAGCUUUGAACAAAUUCUUUAGAGACAUAUACCGCGAUGCCGAUGAGGACACCAGAAGAGCAAUGAGCAAAUCAUUUAUUGAGUCAAAUGGGACAGUGUUAUCAACUAACUGGAAGGAAGUCGGCUCCAAAAAGGUCGAAGGAAGCGCCCCAGACGGCAUGGAGUUGAAGAAAUGGGAAUACUAAAAUCCAGGCUUGACAAGAUCAGAAUCCCUUUGAGUAAGAACUUAAGGUUCAUAUCAUAUCUACUGCUUCAAUCCACCAACUGUGUUUUCUUCUUGGUAGUGUUUUUUGUCUUGAUGAUGUAAAGAUUAAAGUCUGGUCCUUAAAUUUGGAGAUUGGUAACAGCUAUUGUUUAUUUUUGUUUUCAUUUCUACAUUAAGCUGUGGUGGUUUACUUCUGUUC
Messenger RNA from Andrographis paniculata, 1452 nucleotides. Its product is annotated as protein SGT1 homolog. Lineage: Eukaryota; Viridiplantae; Streptophyta; Magnoliopsida; Lamiales; Acanthaceae. Gene Ontology annotation, cellular component: cytoplasm; nucleus. The transcript is spliced from 10 exons. Bases 148 to 1233 code for a protein of 361 amino acids. The record is from RefSeq and is a predicted model, not a curated record. Gene Ontology annotation, molecular function: protein-folding chaperone binding. Gene Ontology annotation, biological process: defense response to fungus; protein stabilization.